Molecule: messenger RNA, 2483 nt
Organism: Empidonax traillii (willow flycatcher)
Lineage: Eukaryota; Metazoa; Chordata; Aves; Passeriformes; Tyrannidae
Gene: CLEC14A
Product: C-type lectin domain containing 14A
Exons: 1
Coding region: 1-1200 (399 amino acids)
Biological process (GO): cell migration
Cellular component (GO): extracellular matrix; external side of plasma membrane
Molecular function (GO): extracellular matrix binding; extracellular matrix protein binding
Source: RefSeq, a predicted model, not a curated record
AUGAGGCGGGCUGGGCCCUGGUGCCUGCUCCUGGCCGCGGCCUGCGCCCUGAGCCGGCCCCCGCCGCCGCCGCGGGUCGCGGUGCGCUGCUCGCCCGCCGGCACCUGCUUCAGCGUCCACCUCGACAACGCCUCCUACUCCGCGGCCAGCGGCGCCUGCGGCCAGCGGCAGGGCGGCCUCGCCUGGGUCAGCGGCGAGCCGGAGCUGCGCCUGCUGUUGGGGCUCGUGGCAGAGGCGGCGGCGCCCGCGCUGCUCUGGGUCGGGCUGAAGAGGAACGCCUCCACCUGCACCCAUGCGGAGCAGCCGCUCCGCGGCUUCACCUGGGAGGGCGUCGGGGGCGGGACGGCCCCGCAGGAGGUGCCGGCGGCGCUCGGCCGGUGGGUGAAGGAGCCCGUGCGGUCUUGCCUCAGUGCGCGCUGCGCUGGGCUGCACCUGGUGGCCGUCCCCGAGAGCAGCCCCAGCUGGGGCUGGGAGGAGCGGGUCUGCCAUCGGGAGAGCCCAGGCUACGUCUGCAAGUACCAGUACGAGGGCACCUGUCCCGACCUCAUCCCCGCGGGCGCUCUCAACUUCGACUACCGCCUCCCCUUCGGGGAGGGUAGCGCCGGCCCCGGCUUCAGCCCGCCGGGCACUGUGCUGACCGUGGCGUGCCGCGGCGGGGAGGUGCAGCUCACGUGCCAGUCCGAUCCUGGCGGUUUCGCCUGGAAGGCAGCAGAGGAGCCCCUCUGCCCCUGCCUCUGGGGCCGCCGGAGCCCCGGCAGCGUGCAGUGCGCCGAGGCUGCCGGGUGCCGCGAUGCCUCCGGCGGCUUCGCCUGUGUCUGCACCCCGGGCGGGCGGGACGGUACUCCCUGCCCGGGCACGGGGGCAAGCGGCCCCGCCGGGUCUCCGGGUGCCGGGGCGGAGGGGCGGCAUCCCUCCAUCCCGACACCCGGUAGUUCCGCGGGGCCGCCCGCCGCUACCACCGUGGCCGCCGGCGGACAGAAGACGGCUGUUCCGCUGCCCUCCUCCUCCUCCAACUACGUUUUCGUCCUGGUGACGGUCGCGGUGGUGGUGCUGGUCAUCCUGGUCAUGACCGUCCUGGGGGUUUUCAAGAUCUGCUUCAAUAAGAAAUCCGAGGGCCGCGGGGACAAGGAGUCGCCCGAGGCCGGCAGCAAGGCGGAGGCGGGUUCCGCGGAGCCGAGCGGAGCAGCGGGCAGUGACUAGUCCCAGGCGGCGGGGCCGCGUCCCUCGGGGCUGCCCCGAGCGGCAGCUCCUACCCCGGGCCAGCGCUCGGAUGCCCACGUCUCUCCUGCCGCGGGGAGCCGAGGGAGAGGUGCCGUGGGACUUGGCUGGGCAGGACUUGCGGAUUAUCCGACGCGGGGGCACGCACCUUUUUGAAGGGUUUGAAGCUUUUGGACAGUCAAGAGUUUUUAACCGUCUGAAAAACAGUUAUUUAGGUGCUGACAUAAGUGAAAUAUAAAUAUGUCAUCCUGGCCGACAGUGCGAUUGCUGCUGCAACAGUUGUGGGGUUUUAUCCUCUCAAAACCUCUUCGUUCAGUGCCUUACUUAGAGCAAGCAUAAAGGGGACCACGUUGAGCACUUGUAAUUUAGAAGUCGCUCCUUCCCUGAGUGGUACUUGGAGACUCUAAUUUUCUUUCUAAUUGCUGGAACGUUUGGAGAGGUGAACUGCCAUAAUUUUGGAUGAAACUGUGACCCAUACUCUUUCAUACUUAACAUUCUUAAAAAUGAGAGAGCAUUUCUAUACUUAGAAGGUUAUUAAAUUGCUAAGGCAGUAGGAGGUUAAUGAGAAGUCAGUUUUAUACUUCAGUUAAUGAAUAAAGAAUGACAUAAAAGCUAAAUCACUGCUCUGCUUUUUACUUCAUAGAAUAUGAUUUUUUUAUUGUAGCAGAGGACAAAGUUUUUCUCGUAAGUUGUGCUGGUACAAAAUUUGCUUUCUGUAUGCAGUAUGUUGCUCCCUUACAAUCAGACAAGGUGCUGACACACCACACUGCGAGAGGAGUUAACGUGAGUCUAAAUACAUCAUGCAAAUCUUAUUCUUUUUAGUCAGAUAUAUUAUUUUCCACGAUGUCCCUUGAGAGUAAGGAAAGAAAUAUUAGCCAUUUGUGCCCCUAGCUAAAUGAGGUAAACACUUCCUCUGUGAUUUCCCUUGGGGAUUCCUGUAAAGCAGCUUUCAUCCUGGCCACAGAACUUGCUUUCUUUGCAGUUCAGAGUGCUGAUGCUCAUUUCUUCUUAUUAUGGUGUUGUUUUUCAAUUAAAGUGGUAAUGCUAAAUAUUGAUUCAAGGUUUUCUGAGUGCAGUAAGACACAACUAACUGGAUCCAUCCAGGUCUUUUGGGACGCAGGGAGGGUAGUGAAAUUAUUGAUUCAUAACCAUUAUUCAGUGGUCUGCAAGGCAGAUUCAGUGCAAGGUUUGCCGUUUACAUCCAUAGGAGGAGAAUAACUAAGGUCAUAACAACUAAAGAUAAUCAUAACAAGAACUGAAAUUGG